AAAGGCAUAAUAUCUCCUUUGACAUCAAGAAUACAGGAGGUGCAGUUUUACUCCCCUGAUUUUUGUCAAAGCAAUGGUUCGCCACACCCUCUCGCCAUGCUAUAGCAGUCCUGUACAAAUACUUGGCAUUCAGUUUUGAUGGAUUCACAAAGAAUGGCACAGUUCCUUUUUGCAGUCUUGGUGCUUGUUCGUGGUUUCCUUUGUCAAGCACUGAGCAAUGAAGGAAUUUGUCAAACCAAAAAAACAUGCCCUGAAUACUUUUUGAUUGCUACUUCAAACAAGGAUUUUGAAAACCGUCUGUAUGUUGAGACACUUUGGAUUACCACUCCAAUAAAAGGCAAACAAGUCUUUGAUGUGAUGGCUGCACAUAACAGAUUGAAACAUUUCUGUGACAGACAGAAGGCCCAAGGUUAUCCGAUGCCUGAUGGCUGGCCUGUCCUCAUCACGGUCGUUAAAGUUGCAGAUACAAUGAAUGCAAACAUGUCCUGGUUUGUUCCAAAUAAAACAGAAAUGGCUAAAACCAGUGACACGGAUGUGUGGUUACAAACCCGACCUCGGGGUUAUGUUUAUGUCAGAGCAUUUGGAGGAAUGGCAACCUUUGAAGCAAGCAAAGAAAAUGUGGAGAAACUGCAAGACCACUUGACUAAAGCUGGGAAGUCCUUUGUUGCUAACCACUUCUCUGGAGCCAUUUACAAUUCCUCUUGGGCUCUGAACAACUACAAUGAAAUCUGGAUUGCUGCGCCAUAAACAUCCUGCUCCUCAAAUGUGCAUCCUUAACCUGCUGUUGUUCUUCUGAGAAUCCGAAAUCAAGCCCAUGUUAGCCUACCUGAUCAGAGUUUAUGUUUUGUCUCAUUCUCAAUAUCAGACAUGCUAAGAACAGUUUCUAAUCAUCCUUACAUUCCUUAUGAAACAGUUUGUUGUGUCUAUGGUUUGGACAGAUUUUUUUUUCUUCGCACUUAUCAACAGAUCAAAAUAUUCACAUGAACCAAACAACAAGCAAUUCCUACGG
Messenger RNA from Hippocampus zosterae (dwarf seahorse), 1009 nucleotides. RefSeq lists its product as uncharacterized. The transcript is spliced from 4 exons. Gene Ontology annotation, cellular component: cytoplasm. The coding region runs from base 139 to 747 and encodes 202 amino acids. The record is from RefSeq and is a predicted model, not a curated record. NCBI's taxonomy places the organism in Eukaryota, Metazoa, Chordata, Actinopteri, Syngnathiformes, Syngnathidae.